AUGAGACAGUACAUUCCAGAUAGUUUGUCUGAUAAAGUUAUCAGGCUCUACCGAAAAGACACAACCGAGUAUGUAAUACAUGAGACGACGAAUAACACGUCAGGAACAAAUUGCCAUAAAGAGAGACAGGAGGUGCAUAACCACGAAUUGGGUGUAAUUACAGAUGAAGAGGUAGAGAUGGAAAUGUCCAUAUCGCCCCUCAUGAUGCUUAUGGAGGAAUGCAAAAAGCAAUAG
This is a messenger RNA of Plasmodium inui San Antonio 1, 234 nucleotides long. RefSeq lists its product as hypothetical. Bases 1 to 234 code for a protein of 77 amino acids. The record is from RefSeq and is a predicted model, not a curated record. The transcript has a single exon. NCBI's taxonomy places the organism in Eukaryota, Apicomplexa, Aconoidasida, Haemosporida, Plasmodiidae.